Messenger RNA from Nestor notabilis (Kea), 2011 nucleotides. It is a transcript of the gene HSPA12A, whose product is annotated as heat shock 70kDa protein 12A. The annotation marks the transcript as partial. The transcript is spliced from 12 exons. The record is from RefSeq and is a predicted model, not a curated record. Lineage: Eukaryota; Metazoa; Chordata; Aves; Psittaciformes; Psittacidae.
UGCUGAAACAGAUGCAGUUUCCACAUCUGCUUACUCAUCACCAGCCAAAAGCUUGGGAGACCCUGGAAUCACUCCACUGUCUCCAUCACAUAUUGUGAAGGACUCUGAUGCAGAUGAUGCUGUAGAACAGUUAUUUCUUGUUGUUGUGGCUAUUGAUUUUGGCACAACAUCCAGUGGCUACGCCUACAGCUUCACCAAGGAACCAGAAUGUAUUCAUGUAAUGAGGCGAUGGGAAGGUGGAGAUCCAGGCGUAUCCAAUCAGAAGACACCAACCACUAUCCUCCUAACACCAGAGAGGAAGUUUCAUAGCUUUGGGUAUGCAGCAAGAGAUUUCUACCAUGACUUGGAUCCCACUGAAUCAAAGCACUGGUUGUAUUUUGAAAAGUUUAAGAUGAAGCUACACACCACUGGUAAUCUUACAAUGGAGACAGACCUGACAGCUGCAAAUGGCAAAAAAGUCAAAGCACUUGAGAUAUUUGCUUAUGCUCUGCAAUACUUUAAGGAACAGGCAUUAAAGGAGCUUAGUGACCAAGGAGGCUCAGAUUUUGAAAACACUGAAGUAAGAUGGGUCAUUACAGUGCCUGCUAUUUGGAAGCAGCCUGCAAAGCAGUUUAUGAGACAAGCUGCCUACAAGGCAGGAAUGGCAUCUCCUGAAAAUCCUGAGCAGUUGAUCAUUGCCCUGGAACCUGAGGCUGCCUCUAUCUACUGCCGAAAGCUCCGCCUGCACCAGAUGAUAGACCUGAGUAGCAGGGCGCCUGUCAAUGGUUACAGCCCAAGUGACACUAUUGGAACUGGAUUUACACAGGCGAAGGAACACAUCCGCCGCAAUCGACAGAGCCGGACCUUCAUGGUGGAAAAUGUCAUAGGAGAGAUCUGGUCUGAACUGGAGGAAGGUGACCGUUACAUCGUUGUUGACAGUGGAGGAGGCACAGUGGAUAUAACUGUCCAUCAGAUCAGGCUCCCUGAAGGACAUCUUAAGGAGUUAUACAAGGCAACAGGUGGCCCGUAUGGUUCUCUAGGCGUGGACUAUGAAUUUGAAAAGCUCCUGUGUAAAAUAUUUGGAGAAGAUUUUAUUGAGCAAUUUAAAAUCAAGCGUCCUGCUGCCUGGGUCGAUCUGAUGAUAGCGUUUGAGUCCCGUAAACGGGCAGCAGCUCCAGACAGGACCAAUCCACUAAACAUCACUCUGCCUUUCUCCUUCAUUGACUAUUACAAGAAGUUUCGAGGUCACAGUGUAGAACAUGCCUUGAGGAAAAGCAAUGUGGACUUUGUGAAGUGGUCUUCCCAGGGAAUGCUGAGGAUGAGCCCAGAUGCAAUGAAUGCUCUUUUCAAACCUACAAUUGACCAGAUUGUUCAGCACCUUAGUGAUGUGUUUGAAAAGCCAGAAGUGACCAAUGUCAAGUUCCUGUUCCUGGUGGGUGGCUUCGCUGAAUCGCCCUUACUGCAACAAGCUGUCCAGAGCGCUUUUGGUUCGAGAUGUCGAGUCAUCAUUCCUCAGGAUGUGGGGCUCACUAUCCUCAAAGGAGCUGUUCUCUUUGGCCUAGACCCUGCUGUCAUCAAAGUGCGGCGUUCACCUCUCACCUACGGAGUGGGUGUGCUCAACCGCUUCGUGGAAGGGAAGCAUCCACCAGAGAAGCUUCUAGUCAAAGAUGGCACACGCUGGUGCACUGAUGUCUUUGACAAGUUUAUCUCAGCCGACCAAUCUGUAGCCCUUGGAGAAACUGUGACACGCAGUUACACGCCUGCCAAACCUUCCCAGUUAGUAAUAGUGAUCAAUAUCUAUAGCUCAGAACAAGAUAAUGUUGGCUUCAUCACCGAAUCUGGAGUGAAAAAGUGUGGCACCCUUCGCUUGGAUCUCACGGGAACUGAUGCUUCAGUGCCAAACCGGCGGGAGAUCAAAACACUUAUGCAGUUUGGGGACACUGAAAUCAAAGCCAUGGCCAUUGAUGUUGCCACCUCUAAAAGUGUCAAAGUUGGUAUUGAUUUCUUAAACUACUAACAGCCCAUUUUCCCC